ACAAAUUAAAAAUGUGCGUUUGCCUUUGUAACGCUUCGUUAUUUUAUUUCGGUCGUUUUACAACAUGCUCCUUGGAUUGUCCAAUUUUGAAAAGCCUUACCGGAACUAAAGUGAUGUCAUUCCUGAGUGACUUUGACAGCCUGUGCUGUGCUGCAGAGCAGACGCGUUCUCAGCUUCUCUGCGGUGCGGCUGCUGUCAUCAUGCAGGUUGGCGCAGUCCACCUCAGCUGGACUCGCAUGUGAUGUACUGCGGAAAGUCGCUCUUCUAACAAUUGCGGACAAAACAACAGGAGUCUCGCAAUUCUUUUCAACCAGCGCUCCAUGACCAUGAUGGAUGACGGAACUUCUUGCGAGAACACUCCGGACCUAAGAGACAUAGAGGCGAAAAUCGGCCGCAAGACCCCCGAGGGGUUGCUCAGGUGGAUGCGGGAUGAGGCAGCCUCUCUCCGGGGAGAAGACAAACUGGCCCCCGCCGCGCAGGAAACCACCAAGGAGACUGGAAAGAAAAGCCUCGAUGAAAAGAUAACAAUAUUGAAGACCGAGAUGGCACACUUGCGCUCGGUGGACAUUAAGAUCCUACAGCAGUUGCUGGCCGUCCACGAGGGCAUCGAGGCAGUCAAAUGGUUGCUGGAAGAGCGCAGCGCACUCACCAGCCGAUGCAGCAGCCUGACCAGCAGCCAGUACAGUCUGGGCGAAGGCCCCAACACCUCCUGGAGAGGCUCCUGGAGCAGCCUUCACGACUCCAACGACAAGCUGGACAACAUUUCCAUCGGCAGUUACCUGGACACCCUGGCGGACGAUAUGGACGAAUACUGUCCCUCGAGCUCAGAGUCGAUGGUCAUCCGCUCUUCCACGCCGCAGGUCUCCGAGGCUCCUGCGGGGGGCCGGACAGCGGAGGUCUCCUCGCCCAAGGUCUCUGCUACGGCGACUGGACAGAAGCCUACAGAGACUGGCAACGGAGCUCCGAUUGACAUUCACUCCCGAUCAAAUGAGAACGUUAUCAGUGAUGUCAAUGGAAACGGGGUCGCUGGAGGUGAAAGUGGAAAGAUAUUCGUUCCCAACAACAUUCCAGAAGCCAAGCCAGAUGCUUUAGUUUGCACCGAGGUGGCCGAGGCAGGCUCGGUUUCUUUGAACGCUACCUUGAGCCAGAGCACUAAGGCCAACGGGAACGUGGAGAAGACGGCAGCGACCGGCAGCCGCGCUCGCAUCGCCCUCAAACAGAGCCCCAAAUGUAAAGCUUACAAAAACGGAAAGGUUGACUUGGAUACUUGCAAACUUGGAAACGGCAAAAUGCAUCUGGAGUAUGAUGCUCACUGGCGCUGGGUGCAGUCACAAGAAGAUGUGACGUUUUUGUGAAACUACUGAGCAGCCAAUGAUGUCUACAAACGGGCUGCUUUUCUCUGCAAUAAGGAAAGAAAGCAACUUUUCUUUGCACACUAUA
Molecule: messenger RNA, 1440 nt
Organism: Syngnathus acus (greater pipefish)
Lineage: Eukaryota; Metazoa; Chordata; Actinopteri; Syngnathiformes; Syngnathidae
Gene: lurap1
Product: leucine rich adaptor protein 1
Exons: 3
Coding region: 321-1355 (344 amino acids)
Biological process (GO): positive regulation of cytokine production; positive regulation of canonical NF-kappaB signal transduction
Source: RefSeq, a predicted model, not a curated record